This is a messenger RNA of Frieseomelitta varia, 1115 nucleotides long. RefSeq lists its product as uncharacterized. The record is from RefSeq and is a predicted model, not a curated record. The transcript has 2 exons. NCBI's taxonomy places the organism in Eukaryota, Metazoa, Arthropoda, Insecta, Hymenoptera, Apidae. Bases 647 to 1015 code for a protein of 122 amino acids.
AUUUGCACUGCUUUAAUUAUAAUUCUGAUAUUUAAAUAUAUAUGUAUGCUUUCAUAAAGAUGCAACGUUUGUUUUACAAAUUCUAUGUAAUUUAACAGAUUUCAUCAAAGGAAAAGACGGCUAUUAAUGCAAAUUCAGCAGAAUGAACAACAAAGAAAAAUUUAGUAAAUAUAUAUAUAUAUAUAUCAUACAUCUACGUGUAGGAUGAGUAAGAUUUUUACGUUUAUUUUAAAACAUGUUUGUGCGAAAAUUACUUUAGAUAUAACAAGCACGGGCGCUGCGAUGUAACUAGAAUAACGAUUAAGGGAAGUUGAAGGUGACGACGAUGCCGCAAAACUAAGUUCUGCGUUUAUAAUUAAUUCUGUUUAUGCAAACCAGCACUUUCGUCUCUGCGUAUAGAACAUAGUUUCACAACAACUUGUCAUCUCGUACGUAUCUCAUUAAGAAUCCAAUUAAAUUUCAACAUUAUGUUCGAAAAUUUCGGUAUAGUUUAAUUAUGAUAAUCAUAAUCGAUUUGAUUUGAAAGUCAAAUUUUGAAAAUACAGAAAUUAAAUUUUUCGCUCUAUAUUACUUUUAUUAAAACUUUUUGAAUGUCUAAAUUGUUCGCUUAAGAAGAGAUAUGUGACGUGCGUAACAGGAAGAUGCGAUGCUUGACUAUCAACUCGAAAAAAAUUUGAUGGAGGAGCAAUCAAAAUAUUUAGAGUGGUUCGAUCGGACAAAACGGCGCAACUACAAGCAUCAAGCAAGUUACAAGCGUAAAACGAGCGUUUGGAACGCUCGCAAGGAGUCUGCAAACUUUUCACGACUUUGUGGAAGUUCGGUGUUCGGUGCAGCAUGGCUUAAUCGCGUUUUCGCGAUGCCUAAAGCAGACUCGAUCGUAGAUGCAUCGGUGAGCAUCGGGAAGGCUAUCAAAAUAACGAACCUAUCUGAUUUCAAAGUGGCUUACUUGCGCCUGGCUGAGUCUAAAACGAACCAGGAUCCGUCCUGUGCAUGUGCAACCGGCCUUUUCACCUGAAACCCAAACGGCCCUUCUCCACAUCUGUUCCAUUGAUGUCCCUCGGUUCGUCAUUAGUUGGCGGUGAACCGCCAAAAAUUCGAAGAACCUAGGAGAAGAA